Messenger RNA from Caenorhabditis elegans, 1871 nucleotides. It is a transcript of the gene nhr-36, whose product is annotated as Nuclear hormone receptor E75. Gene Ontology annotation, molecular function: DNA binding; sequence-specific DNA binding; zinc ion binding. The transcript has 9 exons. Gene Ontology annotation, cellular component: nucleus. The coding region runs from base 469 to 1776 and encodes 435 amino acids. Gene Ontology annotation, biological process: intracellular receptor signaling pathway; regulation of DNA-templated transcription; DNA-templated transcription. Lineage: Eukaryota; Metazoa; Nematoda; Chromadorea; Rhabditida; Rhabditidae. The record is from RefSeq and is marked reviewed.
UGAAUAUUUCUUGCUUUACUUGCACUUCCUUUUCAAACUGAAAAAAUCUAAAUAUCAGAAGAAUUUUCCGUCAAUUGGAAUACCUGAAUUAUGUGUUUUGUUCCUUACCAAUUACAUGUGUUAUUGUUAUGAUAGCGUCAUGACAUUUGAAAAAAAUCGUUUAAUGUUCCCAAUAGUACGCAGUCUAACUAUACAAUUUGUAUCAAAACAAUUCGCUAUCAAAUUCCCAUUCCAUCAUUUUCAUCCUUAAAAUCCCAUACUCUAGACAGAACACAUACCGUUUUCAUUUUCUGUUUUGUGCUCAGUUGCCAUUUCCAUAUAUAAUCGUCCCCAUAUUCAUAUAAUCCUUUGAGUGUCACUUCUUUCAUCCAAGACACAUCUCUCACAAAUUCUCAGCUCAUUCACUCACAAUCAGCAUUCCUUCGAUUCAUAGUCAAAUAUCAUUGAAAAAUGUUACGAAUCGGAACAAUGAGUCUGUCUGAAGGAGAAGAUGAUCCUUGUUCGAGUAGCUCGAUUUAUGACAUGUCACUCUAUGGUAAUUUUGCUGAAAAAUCAGAGAUGUCUAAUGAAAUGUGUCGAGUUUGUGGGAAGAAUUCCGCCGGAAAACAUUACUCGGUCCCUGCUUGUCAUGGAUGCAAAUCCUUCUUCCGUCGUGCAAUUAUUCACAAAACAGCCUAUCCGGAGUGUAAAUACGAUAAGAUGUGUUUUUCGAAAAUCUCAAGAAUAACGCGUCCUCGAAAAUGCCGAUACUGUCGUCUUCAAAAAUGCUAUGAAGUCGGAAUGGUUGCGAUAGUUGCAAUGCAUCGAAAACACGAUGAUAGUCCAUUGAGAAGCUCAGACAGUGAGCUCCCAGAUUUGCCACUACCAAGCCCCAUAGCCACUCGUGAAAACUAUGUUUCGGGGAUUAUCGAUAAACUUCACAGCUUAGACAUUCAAACCGACAAGUUUCGAAAAUCAGCGUACAAUCCCCUCUUCAUUCCAAAUCUUGAAGGAAUUCUAGCUUCACCAGGAAAAUUGGCGUUGGCUGAUAAAUACGGGGCAAUGCCGGGUUGGCCACUUACCCAAGAAAGCUUCAAUGAACAGCAAAUUUUGAUGAAUCAAGUAAAUGGCGAUGUCUUAACUGACUCAUCAUCAUCAUUUGUACUUCCAACAGCAGACACUCCUGGCAUAAAUACAAAAGAUUGGCUCGGUUUCGAUAUGCUGACUGCUAUAGAGUAUGCAAAAACAUUUCCAUUUUUUCAACAGCUGGAAUCAAAUGACAAAAUUCUACUGACAAAAGCAACAACAUUCAUGAAUCUUGCAUUGACAUCAAAUUAUUCUUCAUUUUUAUCAAAGAUGGCAGUACUUCAAAUGCCAGAUGGAAUAUGCAUUUCAGGACCAGUAGGCCAGGGUGAACAUGAAAUCCGCUCUUUCGAACGACGUCUCAGCCUACGGAUCAUGGCUCCCCUCAUUCGAAACCUCUUUGACAGAACUGAAUACGUUCUUCUAAAAGCUAUUAUUUUGUGUAAUCAUGCAGUAACCGACCUAUCCUGUGCUGCUCAGAAUAUCUUGACUCGUGAACGACAUAACUUUACCGGAGCACUUUUAUUGUAUUGUCUCAGUCGCCAUGGUUCACAUGCAGGACCUGCCAGAUAUUACAGUAUUAUUAAUAUGAUAGACGUUCUUGAACAUUAUCAAAGAGAUUUUCGAGAUUUCAUGCUUCUUUUAGAUAUUAGUCUCCCAACAAGAUUCGCUAAACACCGUAAAUUUUUGCAACGAGAAAUUUUGAACAUGUAAUUGAAUUGUCAGUAUUUUGAUCUUUCCUCAUCAGUAUUUUUUUCUGUGAUUUUCUUUUUGUAAAUAUGGUACGUGAUAAACUAUUUUGUAUAAAA